Molecule: messenger RNA, 525 nt
Organism: Drosophila gunungcola (fruit fly)
Lineage: Eukaryota; Metazoa; Arthropoda; Insecta; Diptera; Drosophilidae
Exons: 2
Coding region: 41-370 (109 amino acids)
Source: RefSeq, a predicted model, not a curated record
GUGUAAACCAAUAGCCCACAUUUUUUGUACAACCUUCGAAAUGUUUAAUGUUCUUGAUGUCGUCCAGCAAGUUGUCUUGCAGAAAGCAUAUGAUUUAACGUGUGAAGCAGCCAUUCUGGCCUUAAGAAAAUGUGGCAAUUUGAGAAUAGAGGAUGAUAAGUCCAAAGUAAAGAAAGGAAGUCAAUUGCCUGACCCCCCUGUCAAGCCAAUUUCCCAGGACGUGGUUUCACCUCUAAAGAUACCUCCGCCUCCAGAGAUUAACAGAAGCCUCAAAUAUGUGGGACGGGACAUGCCGCGAAAGAAUUACGGCUCCAUCGAUCCUCCCCAAUGCUCUUGCAUGCGCGUGUGCCGGGAUAGCUACUUCUCCUAAACAAACAACAUCAUCCACAUAUUAAAAACAAUUGCAACUUUAAUAGAAUAGGAAAUAGCAAAAUUUCAAGGAGCAUCUGACAACAAAUCACAUUCCGUUUUGUGUCCGUACAAUUAUCAAAUGUAACACUAAUAACAGUUUUUGGUAGCAACUAA